CAACCACUCCGCGCACUCGCGUCGCGCGCCUUUUCGGCACAGCGGCAGCACUGCUCCAUCCAUGAUCGCUCCCCAACACCACGGUCGCCCACGCCCACAUGAUCGCGCGCGCUUUGCGGUACGUCUCGCGGCCAAAGCUGUCGUCCCCCGUCGGUUCCUCUUGGCGCCGCGCAUCAUGCGCGCCGGCUCCUAUAUAAUAUAUAAGCGAUCGAGCAGCACGCCAGCGGCUUUCUGCACCGCACCGGUGAGCCCAAGUGUCCGAGACUUCGAGCGCGCGUGGUCGUCUGCGGAUCGAGUUCGAGGUGGUGGGAUCGAUGGCAGGAGGCGGCGGCAGGGGCGCUGCGGCUGCGGCUGCGAGCGCUCUAGCGCUGGCGGCUCUGGUGUGCUCGCUGUCCUGCGGCCUCGCGCAGGGCCGCGUGGCGAGGAAGAGCCUCGGCAUCGGCCUGGGCGGCGGCGGUGGCGGCGGAGGCGACGGGCUGGGCCUCGGGCUUGGACUGGGCCUCGGCGUCGGCGCAGGUACCGGAGGAGUGUCGGUGUCUGGGUCUGGCUCUGGGUCUGGGUCGGCGCCUGUGGUGGGAUCUACCUCAGGGUCUAGGUCUGGGUCUAUAUCCGUUGGAGGGGCCAGCUCGUCCGCCGGAUCGAGUGCCGGAUCGUCCGCGGGCUCCACUGGGUCGGCGGCCGGCUCUUCUGCGGGCUCUGGCGGCGGGCAAGGGUACGGGCAGGGCGGUGGGAGCGGGUCGGGAUCUGUGUAUGGGGAGGGUAGUGGGUCGGGCAAUGGGUUGGUGGGUAUAGGGACUGGCCAGGGGUAUGGUCAUGGUUCUAACUUCGGUGGAAAUCCUUGAAGUCAUAAAAUGUUUGUAUUGUAUGGCGCGGUGUGGUGUAUUUUGUUCUAUAACAGUGGAAUAUACUAUCUUUUCUUU
This is a messenger RNA of Zea mays, 920 nucleotides long. RefSeq lists its product as uncharacterized. NCBI's taxonomy places the organism in Eukaryota, Viridiplantae, Streptophyta, Magnoliopsida, Poales, Poaceae. The record is from RefSeq and is marked predicted. Bases 62 to 595 code for a protein of 177 amino acids. The transcript has a single exon.